Messenger RNA from Scatophagus argus, 1563 nucleotides. RefSeq lists its product as uncharacterized. The record is from RefSeq and is a predicted model, not a curated record. The transcript is spliced from 5 exons. NCBI's taxonomy places the organism in Eukaryota, Metazoa, Chordata, Actinopteri, Scatophagidae. The coding region runs from base 102 to 785 and encodes 227 amino acids.
UGAAUAUCACAUCUCCAUCAACAGUGAUUCAUGGACAUGGACCUAUAGCAAGUACUCCAGCUGAAAUUACAGCAGGAGUGGGUAUCAAAGGCCGUGAGCUUAUGCUGAAUAUCACAUCUCCAUCAACAGUGAUUCAUGGACAUGGACCUAUAGCAAGUACUCCAGCUGAAAUUACAGCAGGAGUGGGUAUCAAAGGCCGUGAGCUUAUGCUGAAUAUCACAUCUCCAUCAACAGUGAUUCAUGGACAUGGACCUAUAGCAAGUACUCCAGCUGAAAUUACAGCAGGAGUGGGUAUCAAAGGCCGUGAGCUUAUACCGAAUAUCACAUCUCCAUCAACAGUGAUUGACGGACAUGGACCUAUAGCAGGAACAAAAGCUGAAAUUACUGCAGGAGUUAUUAUUGCUGUGAUUGUGCUCAUCACUGUAACGCGCACCACAGUUAUUUACUAUCGCCGCAGGAAAGGGCAAUAUUCUUUCAUACUGCACUCAUCAUUGCAGCUCAGUUGUGAGGAAGAAGACGACCCAUUUGAGAUAGUGGAGACUACCGACCCUGUGCUGUCUUCCUCUGCAGAGGACAAUGAGAAGAAUGAAGAAGAAUCUAUUGAGGACAGACUGACUACCUGUGUUGAAGCUAAGGAUUUGAGCUCCUCACAAAUAGAAAAAUCAGAGGACAGUGGAUCCAUGGGAAACAGAGAUGAGGUUGAUGCUGAAGGACAGGAGCCAUGUUCCCUGCACACAGAAAAUGAGAAAAAUGCAUCCAACGAGGAUGUCGCCAAAGCAUUGUGAAGCAAAGGAGGCAUGUUCUUCAGAUGAAGAAAGGUCCAAGGAUGAAGAAACCUUAAAGUUCUGUGUUCAAUGUUAACAUCAAAAUAAGACCGGUUUAUGUGAACAUUUAACUCAAAACAGUUCAGAUUAGAUCACAAAAGAGAACAGCAUGUCCAGGAGGCACAUCCAUUCAGACCCAGCGAAGUUCCUACAUAUGUUGUCAUUGAAUUCAUUUUGUUCGGAGUUUGUUUGUUUGUUUGUUCAAAUAAAUUGAAUUGAAAUUGUUUCAACCUUUACUCAAACUUAUGUGAAAUGUAUGAUCUGUCUAUAAUUGAUUAAAGACUCAGUCAGGAGGACAGGACAUCCACAAGUGCCAUGUCCCUGAGGACAGAAUAAAUGUUCUUGAAUACAUGUAAGUAUUUGAGGAAGAAUUCACAUUUGUUCAAAGUCUUUGAAAGGGUCUCAAACUUAAAAGUUGGGUGUUUUAGCUUUUUGAUACGGAGAAAGUGGUCUUCAAUAAUCUCAUGAAUGCUGGAGUCAAACUUAAGUUACUUCCUGUUAUGUGAGACAAAGGGGUCAUGACUGUAUCUUCAUACUGUUAUCAGCUAUCGCUGAAGAGAUGAAGGAUCCAAACGCAGAUUCUCGCUUUGAGAUUUAUUUAUAGUCAAAAGAAAGAAUAACAAAAGGUGUCCUCUGAAAGAGGGUUUCAAAAGACGGGCAGAGAAAACACGACGAAGGACGCCACCACCGCUGGACAGGGAACUGGAGAUGGCGAUCUGAAAGAGAAAAGAUUAUCAGA